AUAGACAGAGCUGUGUUGUGUCUGUGUUUGUGUGAGAAAGAGAGAGAGAGAUGGCCGGAGGUGGCGGAGAAGGAGCUUCCCUAGAGUAUACUCCGACAUGGGUGGUGGCGCUCGUCUGCAGCGUCAUCGUUGCCAUAUCAUUUAUAGCUGAAAGAUUACUCCAUAGUUCUGGCAAGUAUUUAUUGAAGAAGAAUCAGGGGUCUCUGUUUCAGGCCUUGCAGAAAAUCAAAGAAGAGUUGAUGUUGCUGGGAUUCAUAUCUUUAUUGCUGGCUGCAUUUCAAUCCAGACUUAGUAAAAUCUGCAUUCCUAAAGGCUGGACCCAUCAUUGGCUCCCUUGCAGCAAGGAAUCAGAGCUCAAAUCCACAGCUCACUUCCUCACCUUCUCUUCCACCCGCCACCUCCUCGCCGCUGCUGAUGACUCUGCAGGUUACUGUGAUGCCAAGGGAAAGGCGCCAUUGCUGUCUGUGAAAGCUCUGCAUGAUCUCCACAUUUUCAUCUUUGUGUUGGCUGUGUCCCAUGUUGUAUUCUCAGUUCUCACUCUCAUGUUUGGACGUUUGAGGAUACAACAAUGGAGACAUUGGGAAGAUUCCAUACUCAAUAAACAAUAUGAUCCUGAACAAGCUGUGACUCAUGUCCAAGAGCAUGCCUUCAUCAGGAACAGAUUUUCAGGCAUCGGUAAAGUGUCGUUGUUUGGAUGGGUGAAAUCUUUCUUCAAGCAAUUCUUUCAUUCAGUCAGCAAAGAAGACUACACCACUCUCAGACUUGGCUUUGUAAUGAAUCAUUGCCGUGGAAAUCCCAAGUUCAAUUUCUACAAGUACAUGACUCGUGCUCUCGAAAAAGAUUUCAAGAAAGUAGUUGGAAUUAGUUGGUAUCUUUGGGUGUUUGUGAUUCUCUUCUUGUUGCUCAACGUCGAUGGUUGGCAUGCAUAUUUCUGGAUCUCCUUCAUUCCUCUAGUACUGUUGCUAACUCUGGGGACUAAGCUGGAGCACAUAAUAAUCCAACUAGCUCGAGAGGUGGCGCAGAAGCACAUUGCAGUUGAGGGGGACUUGGUUGUGAGCCCUUCAGACGAUCAUUUUUGGUUCCACCGCCCACGCCUCGUCCUAAUACUUAUCCACAUCAUUCUCUUCCAAAAUGCCUUUGAGAUUGCUGUCUUCUUCUGGAUGUUCCUCAUGUACGGCUUCGACUCCUGCAUAAUGGGAGAAGUCGGCUAUGUCAUUCCUAGGCUCGUCAUAGGGGUGUUUGUACAGUUCCUUUGCAGUUACAGCACUCUACCACUCUACGCCAUUGUUGCGCAGAUGGGGAGUUCGUUCAACAAGGCGAUAUUCGAAGAUCGUGUUCAAGCCGGGCUGGUUGGGUGGGCUCAGAAGGCUAAGAGCAAGGACGCUAGCAAGGGCAAGGAUUCGGUGUCGGAUCAUCAAGGAUCUCCUCUUCUCAAACUUGAGGUGAUGCAGAGUCCACCUACAAACAAUAAUAAUGGGACAGCCCCAGAAAUCAAACAUACUACCUGAUUGAAACCAAAGCAUACAUGUCCAAGAUUGUGUUUGGAUUCCUCAAUUUCAAUUUUCAAGAGUCUCAGUUUGAUUUGUAUUAAUUGUUCAUGUGAUUAGUAUAUGGUUGUAUGAGUGAGUGUUUCUUCUUUUUAUACAAGGUAAUUAUGUGAAA
Salvia hispanica is the source of this 1662-nucleotide messenger RNA. Its product is annotated as MLO-like protein 1. Lineage: Eukaryota; Viridiplantae; Streptophyta; Magnoliopsida; Lamiales; Lamiaceae. Gene Ontology annotation, cellular component: membrane. The record is from RefSeq and is a predicted model, not a curated record. Gene Ontology annotation, biological process: defense response.